AUGCACUUUCUGUUGGUAUAGCCUCGUCCUGGGCCGAUUUUUUUAAAAUAUACUAGCUAGAGACAAUGAGGCUACCUCAGGUGUAGUGAUCAAUACAACCACAAAUAAAUUGAUGUCUUUAAACUGGAUAAUGAGUACACCAAACAGGCUGACUUUUGCAAAGAAAUAGGCAAAAUAAAAAGCAUAAUUUCCCAAGGCCUAAUACUGCCUGCAUGCAGAGGGAUGCAUUAUUUUUCAGCUAUAUACUUAAUUUAUGAUGAGAGGACUUUUUAUAAUAUCUGUUUGCAAAUGAAAUGAAAGCACCGCGGGUGCUGAUGUCUCGGUGGAGCUAUAGGGUGUCAAUAGAAAACAGCUCGAUUCUCAUUAAUUUUGUAGCCAACACUAUAGCUGCGAACUAACCAGUGAAAUAAAACUUCAGGUUAUGUUUCAGAAUCAGGGUAUAUUGUUUACAAUCCUUGUAUAAUGUCUGUGAAUGUCAUUAACAUUUUUAGUGGGGCUGCUGAAAUUUAGUCAAUUAAUGUUAGAUUUCAAUAUUGAGGGAAUCAUUAUGUUUGCUGUCACACUUAGUCUAGUGUUUUUAACAUCUUUAUGGCAAGUCGAAGCCAUACUAUCACCCAAUCCCACUGUGGCCUGUGCUGAUGACACUGUCACCUUCACCUGCACUCUGCCUGGUAGCUUCAUACGAUGGAGCAUCACUCUCCCACAAAGAGUUAGGUACAUCUUUACUGUAAGUACCAGCAACACUGAUAGUACACAAGGUACUCCAGCAUUUCGUGGUGUUCUCACUGACUCCAGUGGAGGAAUGGUCACUGCCACUCUCACCUCACUGUCUGAGGCCUCCACUGUGGAGGGUACUAUGGUGGAAUGUGAGGGAGAGAGCUCACAAGAGGGUCCCCUCACUAUCACUGUGGCAGCUGAUCCACCCUCCCCUCCACUGAACACAAUAAUAUCCUCCACUCAAAACCAGCCCAGCUCCUCUAUUAUCACUCUGGACUGGGACCCUCCCUCCUCUACUAGUGGUGUGCCUGUCAGCUAUGUCCUCACCAUCUCCCCAACACCUCUCUCCGGGUCACCAGUCACCGUGGAGACUACCUCGGCACAGAUAAUUGUCUCUUACAACUCUCCUUACAAUGUGACCAGCAAAGCUGUGAUUUGUGCUGGCUCUAUAGCUAGUAGUGAUGUAAUGGUGAUGAUUCAUUCUAUUGUUACCUGCCUCUCCAACCCACCACCUGCCAAUCGAGUGACUAUCAAUGGUGCUCCUCCACUACCUGCACUAGUGGGAUCAACCCUUAGCUUCACUUGCAAUAGAGAGACAGUAACAGCAGCCUGCGAGAGUGAGGGACGAUGGUCACCUGACCCCACUACUUACGUCUGUUUCUCGGAGCUAACCUGUGGCUCUCCAGCUGCACCGUACAGAGGCAGUGUGGAUAUCAAUGGUGGAACACCACCCUUCUCACUGAGUUCAUGGGUCACCUAUCGCUGUGACGAGCGACUGUUCCCCUUUGAUGUGAGGACCAGUACGCACUAAUGUGGAGGGUAGGGGAAAGUGGGUGGAAAAUCCUGGGAGUUUGGUGUGCAGAGAGAGCCCAGUCAAUUGCUCUCUACCCGAGGAGCCAUCCAAUGGUGCUAUAGUAGACUAUGAGAGGUUGAACGAGACAGUGUUGGAGGGAACAGUACUGUCUUACCAGUGUGACAAUGGACUCUCACUGACUGGACCCAACAAUAUCACUUGCACUAAUGCUGCAGUCUGGAGCACCGAACCUGAGGCAAUCAUCUGUGUGUCACCAACUGAAGCUCCACCUGUAGCUGUGUCCGGAUCCAUUGGGCCUAUAGUUGGUGGGAUUGUUGGUGUUAUACUGGUGCUGAUGUGUCUAACUGUGCUCGUCCUGGUUGUGGUGUUGAUUGUCAGGAGAAAGAGACUACAGCUAAGCCUAUCAACUGAAAACCAGAGAGCCACGGCUAGCCCAUUGUACGAUGAAAUUACUACUAUUGCAACAGACGUUCAAUUAGAGUCGAAUAGCCCAUUGUAUGAUGAAAUUACUACUAUUGCAACAGAAAUUCAAUUAGA
Messenger RNA from Halichondria panicea, 2068 nucleotides. RefSeq lists its product as uncharacterized. The coding region runs from base 473 to 1528 and encodes 351 amino acids. Lineage: Eukaryota; Metazoa; Porifera; Demospongiae; Suberitida; Halichondriidae. Gene Ontology annotation, molecular function: protein binding. The record is from RefSeq and is a predicted model, not a curated record. The transcript is spliced from 7 exons.